This is a messenger RNA of Trichogramma pretiosum, 2517 nucleotides long. Its product is annotated as putative ankyrin repeat protein RF_0381. NCBI's taxonomy places the organism in Eukaryota, Metazoa, Arthropoda, Insecta, Hymenoptera, Trichogrammatidae. The coding region runs from base 50 to 2239 and encodes 729 amino acids. Gene Ontology annotation, molecular function: protein binding. The record is from RefSeq and is a predicted model, not a curated record. The transcript has 2 exons.
UGAUCAGUGCCAAGAGUUCAAGAAAGGUUUCAAGUUAGAGUGUUACAAAAUGUUGCAAAUUUGGUAUUGGAUUAAAUAUUUUAUACAUUAUCCAUGGGAUCGAACAAAGUCACUGGUGAAUGCUGUUGAAACAGAAAAUUUUAAUAAUGGCACUGCUCCAUAUACAACUUCUCUCUCAAGAUCUCCCGGUUGGUUGUUACUGAAUUCCCUUUGUAAUCAACCCAAGUUGACCAGAGCCGAUUUGAAAUGGUUCCUAGAAAAAAUUCAACCUCUCAUCCAGUUCAAGGCCGAACAAAAUUACAUAAAUAUGGACGGUAAUACGUCUAUAAUGAGCUUAUUCAUCAACCAGCGAGAUUAUAAAUUGCGCAUGAAAUUGUUUGAAUUACUAUUGGAAAACGGGGCCGACAUUACGCUAGUCAACAAGUUGGGCGACACCAUAUUACAUAUAAUUCUUGAACUGGGUCAACAAUUUCCAAAUAUUGUAAGAGCAGUUGAAUUGCUGUUAAAGCGUGGAGCAGAUGUAAAUGCCCAAAAUUUUCGCGGUGAAACUGCACUUCAUAAGGCGGCAUACUCUCAUAGUCUAAAAGUUAUGGAACUGCUUCUGAAAAAUGGUGCUAGACCAAAUAUCGUUACUCUGAGGAAGUCGACAGCGCUAAACUACAUUUGUGACAUAAGUACAUUGGGAAAAGUCCACUUAAAAAUGAUUCAGCUUCUUAUCCGAUACGAAGCCGACGUUAAUAUCAAAGAUUCAAGUGGUCACAGUCCACUGCUUAACCUUUUCAAGAAUCGCAAAUAUUGUGAAAAUCAGUAUUGGGAUUGCAAAAUAGUCUUUAAAAUCUUUAAGUUACUUGUGGAAAAUGGCGCUGAUGAUAAAAUCGUUGACACAUCUGGCGAACCGAUAAUGCACAUGAUCGCAGAUUUUUAUGCACAUACAUCUUGGAUCGCAGAAGCGUUUGAUAUUCUUUUAAAAAGAAUGGAAGGUGAAGACAGAAUUUUUGCAUUGCACAACGCGGUUCGUCGUGGACAAGUAAAAGUCGUUGCAUCGCUAUUCAAAUGUGGCGCUAAUCCAAAUAUGAUCGAUGCCCACCUCAACAUACCCUUGAAUUAUACCUUCGCAAGUAUUGAUACAGGAGUGAGUUACAUAUCGGAAUAUAUUUUUAAAAGAUAUUUGAAUAUUCUGAAAAUCAACAUCGAAAAUAAGGCCAACCUUUCUCACAUCGGUGGUAUUGACGGGACCAUAUUGCACUCAAUCAUUAUAAAAUUAAGCUCACAUAUUUUCAGACCCAGGAAUACACUCGAUGAGAAUUACAUAAAGGCGAUUUUAAAAUAUACACGUACGUAUAUUGAAAUACUUUUACAAAAUGGAUUAGAUGUUAAUGUUGAAGAUAGAAAUGGACGUACCCCGCUCAACGAAGCCGCGUCACACUUCAAUUACGACAUAGUCGAAUUUCUUUUGAGUCACGGGGCCGACGUUCAAACUGUGACAUUCGAAGGUGGAUUUUUGAGAGAAAAAUUAAUGCCCUUACAAAAUUUACGGAUGACUUUGAAUGUCCAAGCUGUUAUCGAAGAAUUGGAGGACCACGACUUUCAAAUGACCCAUGAUCAUUAUUUCUCAAUUUUUAAAUUUUUAAUUGUACCUAAUGAGCCUCUUAAGUUUGAGUUUCAUUCGGAUAUUUUGCAACUAGGUUCUAGGGGUUUAAUUAAAAAACUCGUGGAAAGUUUGCCCUCUUUAAAUGCAUAUGAAACUGGAGCAUUAUACGAUUGUCUGAUCGAACAUCUGCAGUUUGUACAAUAUGGAAUGAUGUACAUGGACAUUGAAACACACAAUUAUUUGCAAAAAAAGUGCGAAACACGAUUAAGAUCGCGCCCCAUUACACACCUUAGAAAUGUUCGGAGAGUCAAAGAAGAGCUUGAUCUGGCUAGAAAUAGGAAUGUAGGCAAUAACAUUUCACUUUUGGACCUUUGCACUUCUAAUCCGGAUAAAACGUAUAAGUUAUUAAAGAAUUCUGAUUACUUAUCGGCACUAAACAAUCACAUUUUUAAGUAUAAAACAAUCGGAGCAAUUAUCAGAGGUUGCGUUACUAAAAGUUUAAUAAGAAACUUAAUUAAACACAUAACUUGUGACGUUGUUGUACAAUUCUUUGGUCUACCUUUUGAUUGUUGUCUUGAGAUAAUCACAUAUUUGGACAGCGAAGACAUCUUUAACGUAUAUAGAGCAGCUUUCAUUGAAGAGUUGUAAUCCGAUACUCAUAUUUAUGUUUAGGACAUUGCCUGAAUCGUAGUUAUUAUCAUACCGUCAUCUCAAAUCGACUAAUUCUUAUAUAUGCCUUAUAUAAAAUUAUAAUGUACUUUGUGAAAAAAAAUUGUAAUCUUUCUAAAUGUAUACUAGGAAGAACGUAUUGAAUUGUAAUUUUACCUUCACUCACUCUGUAUUUGCAAGAACCUACUUAAUGUUGUACAUAAAGUCAUUGUAAAUAACGAAUAAAAUGAUAUAAUAUUGAUUACACGAAUAAUCAU